Fusarium redolens is the source of this 451-nucleotide messenger RNA. RefSeq lists its product as uncharacterized. The transcript has a single exon. Bases 122 to 403 code for a protein of 93 amino acids. Lineage: Eukaryota; Fungi; Ascomycota; Sordariomycetes; Hypocreales; Nectriaceae. The record is from RefSeq and is a predicted model, not a curated record.
UCUAUCACACGCUAAUUUAGGUGUAGGCGGAGGUACCAGCCGUCACGGUCAUUUUGAUUGGCCCCCACCCCUGUCGUGACAUCGUGGAUGCCUUGUCCCGCUCAAAGAGAUAAGAUGCGGUAUGGCCUAUGUUAAACACAAUGCUGUGAGCCAGGUUAAGAUAAAAUACAUUAUCUUCUCAGCCAUGGCUCACUUCACUCGACCUUUAUCUACUUCACAGUUCUCACAAUAUCCAACGACACUGCAAAAUUAUUCGCUCUUGUUGUCCCAGUACACCAUGGACAAAAUGGCAGUUCUGCUCGAAUCCUCCACUGCAGAAUUAUCACUGCACCUAAUUUCAGUCCCUAGCAGAUAUGUUCUAGUACUCCCUAAGUUGGACGCUCCAGGGAGCGCGAGAAAUUAAUGACUGAGAUUCAGUUCAUAGAAUACUGUCCACUGAGCAGUUUGCUUG